AUGAGGCUACUAAACGUCAUCACAUUAUUAGCCACUGUUAGCUUAGCAAUGGUGGAUGGAGACGGUGAGGGCACCAGCGCUAUUGGACCUGAUGGAGAGCCCAUGGACGAGAGCAGCCAGACGAGUGAGCUGCCGGUCAAAGUCAUUCAAACGGAGACCGGGAAAGUUUUGCAGGGAACUGAUGCUCCCAAAUCCGGCCAGCUGGAGGCCUGGCUCGAGAUGAACCCUGGGUAUGAGGUGGCCCCGCGGUCGGACAGUGAGGAGAGCAGCUCAGAGUUUGAGGAGGAGGAUGAAGAGGAGGGGGCCAAAGCUGAAAGAAAAGAAGAAAUUGAAGAAAGGAAGAUAAUCGAUCCUAGUGGAAUUGAGGAGUUUGUCGCUGAUCCCACGGAUAUUAUUCUGUCGGCCAUUCAGGUGGACGAUGAGUACAGUGUUCCUACCGGACAAACCAGCACCGCGUCUUACUACGGUGCCGCCCACGCUGUCAUUGAGAGGGUGGAGAAGCAGUCAACGCUGCUGAUCAACGGCACACUCAAACAUUACCAGGUACACACACACACACACAUACACACACACACACACACACACACACAUAUUUUGGCGUGCAACGAUUAUUAA
Messenger RNA from Notothenia coriiceps (black rockcod), 615 nucleotides. Its product is annotated as probable global transcription activator SNF2L2. The transcript has 6 exons. Bases 1 to 615 code for a protein of 204 amino acids. Lineage: Eukaryota; Metazoa; Chordata; Actinopteri; Perciformes; Nototheniidae. Gene Ontology annotation, molecular function: protein binding. The record is from RefSeq and is a predicted model, not a curated record.